Molecule: messenger RNA, 1188 nt
Organism: Penicillium brevicompactum
Lineage: Eukaryota; Fungi; Ascomycota; Eurotiomycetes; Eurotiales; Aspergillaceae
Gene: fen1
Product: multifunctional nuclease RAD27
Exons: 5
Coding region: 1-1188 (395 amino acids)
Cellular component (GO): cytoplasm; nucleus
Molecular function (GO): 5'-flap endonuclease activity; DNA binding; 5'-3' exonuclease activity
Source: RefSeq, a predicted model, not a curated record
AUGGGUAUUAAACAUCUGUACCAAGUGAUCUCCGAGAAUGCCCCCGAUGCGAUCAAAACGGGCGAAAUCAAGAAUCACUUCGGCCGCAAGGUCGCGAUUGAUGCGUCGAUGAGCAUCUACAGUUUCCUGAUCGCUGUUCGUUCAGAAGGUCAACAGCUCCAGAGUGAGUCCGGCGAGACCACCUCCCACCUAAUGGGCAUGUUCUACCGCACACUCCGAAUGGUGGACAACGGCAUCAAGCCUCUGUACGUGUUCGACGGUGCCCCACCGAAGCUCAAGUCCGGCGAGCUGGCGAAGCGUGUCGCACGCAAGGCUGAAGCCCACGAGGCCCACGAGGAAGCCAAGGAAACUGGUACGGCAGAGGAUAUUGAAAAGUUUUCGCGACGAACCGUCCGCGUCACUCGGGAGCACAACGCGGAGUGCAAGAAGCUGCUCGAGCUGAUGGGAAUUCCUCAUAUUACUGCCCCGACAGAAGCCGAGGCUCAAUGUGCUGUUCUGGCCCGUGCGGGCAAGGUGUAUGGCGCUGCGUCUGAGGAUAUGGAUACACUGUGCUUCGAGUCGCCGAUUCUCUUGCGCCACCUCACUUUCAGUGAGCAGCGCAAGGAGCCCAUUCAGGAAAUCCACCUGGACCGGGCGCUUGAGGGUUUAGACAUGGAUCGUGCACAGUUUAUCGAUCUCUGUAUUCUGCUGGGCUGUGACUAUUUGGAACCCAUCCCCAAGGUGGGAGCCCACACCGCUCUCAACUUGAUCAAAGAGCACAAGUCCAUCGAGAAGGUGCUGGAGUUUAUGAAGAACGACCCUAAGCAGAAGUUUGUAGUCCCGGAGGACUGGCCAUACCAAGAUGCCCGGGACUUGUUCACCGAUCCGGACGUCCAUGCCGCUGAUCACCCAGACUGUGACUUUAAGUGGGAUGCCCCUAACGUUGAAGGUCUGAUUGAUUUCCUGGUCAAGGACAAGGGAUUCAAUGAGGAUCGCGUGCGCAAUGGUGCGGCGCGUCUAUCCAAGCACCUCAAAUCCGCCCAACAGUCCCGGCUGGAAGGAUUCUUCAAGCCUGUCGCUCGCACCGACGACCAGAAGGCGUCUCUCAAGCGCAAGCAUGAUGAGAAGCUCCAGCAACAAAAGAAGAAAAAGAAGGAUGACGCAAAGGCCAAAAAGGAUGCCAAGUCCAAGCCGCGUGGAGCGGCCUAA